This is a messenger RNA of Klebsormidium nitens, 2069 nucleotides long. NCBI's taxonomy places the organism in Eukaryota, Viridiplantae, Streptophyta, Klebsormidiophyceae, Klebsormidiales, Klebsormidiaceae. The record is from the annotation of a GenBank genome assembly.
GUUUCAAAAGAUGUUACGGGUGUUCCUGGUGUUUCAGCGGAGCUUGCCUUGGAUCAGCAGUCAGCUUCUGCAAGCUUGCGACCAGUGAGCAGGCGGAAGGGAAUGCAAUAGAGAAUGGAAGCUCUUCCUCACGGGGUAGGUGAGCUCCAGCACUAGGUAGUUACAGCCCCUUGUGCUGUCAAAAGAAGCACCAAUGGGGCCCCAGACAGCGAUGCAGUCGGUCUUCAUUGAUCUGGACAGCGACGAGGAAGCUGAAGCCAGCAGUGCCCACGAAGCAUCGGAUGACGGGGCACAACAGGCUGAAUUCAAUGUUGCCUCUGAGCAAGACGAGGAAGUAUUGGUGCUGGAUUACGAGCAGUAUAUGGAGCAGCAACAACAGAAGCUGAACGCGGUGACCAUCGAGCAAAACAAGCACGCUUUGGCUACCGUCACCAACACCUUUGCGAGCAUCGAGGCCCGAAUGAAGAGAGCCCAAGACACUGCCAAAUCGCUUCACUCCCACAGGGGCCGGAGCGCGGACUAUUCCGCCGGAACGGCCCGCACUCCGCUCAUUCCGGCAGCGGAAGCAGCGGAGCCCAUUACUAAAAGUCGGAAACAAAAGGCUGUGAAGGAGAGAGUUCGUGACGCGCAGACGCUCGCGUCCGGUACAGUGGGCUCCCCGCCGGCGCCGGCUGCAGAACGGAACAACAACGGACCAACGGAGCAGCGGAACACUGGAGCAGCGGCAACCGUGAAGAGCGGCCGGGGGACUGGAAACGAGAAACGGAAGAAGCGGAAGCGGAAGGCGACGGAUGAUGACGACUGGCUGCCGGGUGACGAAGGAAACUCGGAAGCGGAGCCCGAUGCGCACCCGGCGGAAAAGCGGACCACGCGAGCCAAGGCGCGCGCGCGCGCGGGCCCUCCUGCCGCCCGGGGAGACGAAGCGGGUGCACGCGCGGAAGAGCCGGGUAUGCGCGGGGAAAAAACAAUUGCUGGAACCAAACAGCCGGCUGCCCAGAAGGUUCGAGCCGAUGAGGGGAAGGCCGCUCCGAAGAGAAAGAAGAGAACAACGAAGCAGAGGGAUCCCUCGAAGUCGGUUUCCGGGCUAACCGCGCUCCGGGCUUCCAUUCAGGCGGCAAUCGCGGCCGGGAUCGCGCAGGGAAUGGGGCUAACGCCGCCAGCCGCUCCGCCGCGGGCGAAAGGGAGGGCGGCCGCGGCAGGGGCCAAGGCCCCGGCAAGGAAAGCCGCCGCGAUCCCGGUCCCCAUACCCCACCAGCCGGUUCGCACCGGCCCCUCUGAGAAAGCGGUCCUCGCAGCGACCAAGAAAAUGUUUGGCGCGCUUGACAAGCGGGUGGCCUUUCUGCCCAAGAGCGACUCCGACCACAAGAAAGUCAUGGCCUUGCUGGCGAACACCGGGGUUCCCAUCGUGGCCAUCCACAAGGUGCUCAACGGCCCCGCGCGCCUGGCCGCCUUUGAGGAGGAGGCGCGCACGCUCGCGCAGGUGCGCCCGAGCGGUGCAAACGUGCAGCAAUGCUGGCACGGGACAUCCGAAGACGCCCUGCUAUCGAUCCUCAAGACGGGAUUCACGGCGAGCAGAACCGUGCACGGGAAGUCGCACGGGAACGGAUUGUACAUGGCUCCCGGGAAUCAGGCUGGCACGAGCAUGGGCUACGCCCGAGCCGGCGCAUCGGGCGUGAGCCACAUGUUUCUUCUGCGGGUUAUUUUGGGCGGCGUUGAGCAGGGGCAAGCGGGGACGGACCUCCCCAGCAACCCGGACCUGUACGACUCCGCAGCAAACUAUGUUCAAAGCCCAAGCGAGAUCAUUGUGUGGACCCCAUACCUGUACUCCAGAAUUCUGAUCGAGUAUGUGAUCAGCUUUCGACCCAGGGUUGGGAUUUGAAAGGGAGAGCGACGGGUGGCAUGAACAACACCUUUGAGCAGCUUGACUUUUGAGUCAAAAUGUGAAAUGAAGUUCGACCAAUCUAGUAGUACAAAAUCGUGAGCACAUCUCAUUUGAGGAGCGUGAUGUUAUUCUCACGCGUUUCACUCCUUUUGGAAUUAGAGUAUCAACUUAAAAUGGCAAGCAGAUG